Molecule: messenger RNA, 1944 nt
Organism: Zea mays
Lineage: Eukaryota; Viridiplantae; Streptophyta; Magnoliopsida; Poales; Poaceae
Product: putative leucine-rich repeat receptor-like serine/threonine-protein kinase At2g14440
Exons: 8
Coding region: 191-1798 (535 amino acids)
Molecular function (GO): protein binding
Source: RefSeq, a predicted model, not a curated record
CCAUCGUCCGGCACUCCGGCCACACCUUCGCUUUCCUGCCUGCCACAGCCACUGCCAUGCAUGCAUGCGGCGCCCGGCAGGGGCCAGCCCAUAAACAUUUCUGCCAUCCCUGGCUGGCCCCCCUUUUCUCCGCGUCCCCUUGUUCGCGGGUGUACCAUCGUCCUCCUCCCGAUCCUAGCAUGUCAUUACGAUGGCAAGCCGCAUCGCAUCGUUCCCCUCCUUCCUCGCCUUUGUCGUCGUCACCGUCGCCACGUUAUUCCCCUCCUCUUCCUCCCAGCAGCAGCCCGCCGCCGCCGUGCCACAGCCCAGAGGGUUCUAUAUAAGCUGCGGGUCGGACAAGGACGUGCAGGUAGGGAGCAUCAAGUGGGCCAAGGAUGAGGGCUUCACCGCCGUCGGGAACGCCUCCGCCAUCAACAAGCCCCACCUCCUCCCCCUGCUCGCCGCGCUGCGCUACUUCCCGGACGCCACCGCGCGGAAGUACUGCUACCAGUUGCCCGUCGUCAAGGGCACGCGCUACCUUGUCCGCACCACCUACUUCUACGGCGGCUUCGACGGGGGCAAGGAACCGCCCGUGUUCGACCAGAUCGUGGACGGCACCCUGUGGAGCGCCGUCAACACCACGGACAACUACCGGCGCGGCAUGUCCACCUACUUCGAGAUGGUGGCGCAGGGGCAGGGCAAGACCAUGAGCGUGUGCCUAGCGCGCCGCCCCGACACGGCGUCCAGCCCCUUCAUCUCCGCGCUCGAGGUCAUCGACCUCGCCGACUCCAUGUACAACACCACGGACUUCAGCAGGUUCACCAUGACCACCGUGGUGCGCAGCCGCUUCGGCAGCAAGGGCGAUAUCGUCAGCUAUCCAGAUGACCCGUACAACCGGUACUGGGCGCCGUUCGCGGACGCCAACCCCAUGGUGGAGAGCCACUCCUCCAUCUCGCCCGACGACUUCUGGAACCAGCCGCCGGCCAAGGCGCUCAAGGCCGGAAUCACAACCAGCCGGGGCAAGAAGCUCGCCGUGCAGUGGCCGACCACGGAGCUCCCCGCGGCGACCUACUACGUGGCGCUCUACUUCCAGGACCCGCGCACGGCGAGCCCCUUCAGCUGGCGCGUCUUCGACGUCGCGGUCAACGGCAACGACUUCUUCCGGGGGCUCAACGCCUCCGCGGCCGGCGUCAUGGUCUACUCCAGCAUGAUGCAGCUGUCCGGGAAGACGGAGAUCUUGCUCACGCCCAACGAGACGUCCCCCGUCGGCCCGCUCAUCAACGCCGGAGAGAUCUACCAGAUCGUCCCGCUCGGCGGCAGGACCGCCACAAGAGACGUUAGCAGUUGUCGGUCGCGUCCGGUUUCUUGUGCAGUGGUUGCAAUGGAAGACCUGGCAAGCAGCCUCAAGAACCUGCCUCCGGACUGGGCUGGAGACCCUUGUCUACCACAGCAACAUUCCUGGACUGGGGUUGAAUGCUCCCAGGGAUCACCCGUGCGCGUCUUGUCACUGGAUCUAAAAAACCAUGGUCUUUCAGGAUCGCUACCCGACAGCAUUGUACACUUGACAGGGAUGAAAACCAUCUAUCUCAGUGGUAACAAUCUCUCAGGCCCCAUACCUGACUUGAGCAGCAUGCACGCCCUGACUGCAGUGCGCCUUGAUAGCAAUCAGUUCAGUGGAACGAUCAACCCAUCAAUGGAAAAACUAGCCAAUCUCAAGGAGCUACACCUGAACAACAACAAUCUCACGGGCAAAAUACCAGAUGGUCUGAAAAACAAAGCUGGACUUGAUUUGAGAACUGAGGGGAACAAAUUUGAAUGAGGCUGACAAGGAGGAAAUCAUGAGUACGAUGCUGCACCCAUGCACACAGUUCAAUGAUGAAGGGAGAGGACUGAAGACUUCAAAAUUUGUACGAUGACAUACAUUAAUGGCUGAUGUAUAAGAGCUGAAGAGUGAUUUCAUAUCUA